UUCUUAUGUUUGAUGUAUUUCUUUUUGGUUCACUUGUUAUGAGUAGUGCUUCAGAUUUUUCCACCUAGAUGAAUAAUGUUGAGUUAGUACAUCAACUAAACUUCUUCAACAUGUAUUAUUGUUCACACACAUAGUUGUGAAAUUGAAAAUUGUAUCAUGAAUUGAAAUCCUAAUUUGGUGAAUCGUAAAUUGAAUUGAAUCAAGAAUGGUUAAGAUUAAGUGCAAAAUAUAGAAAAUGAUGUAACCAAUCGUAUGUAUAUAUAAUAACAUUAUAAAAUUGGACACAUGUUAUUAAUGAAGCUAGCUUAAAGAUAGUUCUCAAGUUUGGGUUGUCUGCUGAGUGAACAAACCAACUUAUGAGCUGACCAAAAGCAUUUGUUCGGUUAAUUUGCAGCCUUAGUUGAAAGUAGUCCAAAAUAUGGACUUUGGUGAAAUCUGUUCUGACACAAAAUCUCAUACCACCCCAAAAGCCAUGAAAUGUUUGGAUGCACCAUUAAAUUCUUGAACUAUUGCUGUGUUAUCAAAUUUUUAUAUGGUAAUUCUAAUUCAUAUUGAAUAAAUUUUGUUGUUAUUUGUUUGUAAUGCAGUUUUACUGUAGAGGCUGAUGGGCCUAUAAAGGAUAUGACAUUAAUCACAAAUUAUACUGGUGAUGUGGAUUACAUUACAAAUCGGGAACAUGAUGAUUGUGAUAGUAUGAUGACCCUUCUUCUAGCAAAGGACUCAUCUAACAGCCUUCUUAUCUGUCCUGAUAAACGUGGAAACAUUGCUCGCUUUAUUAAUGGCAUUAACAAUCAUACUCCGGAGGGUAGGAAGAAGCAGAAUCUUAAAUGCGUGAGGUACAGUGUAAAUGGUGAAUGUCAGGUCCUUUUGGUUGCUACUCGUGAUAUUGCCAAGGGGGAGAGGCUAUAUUAUGACUAUAAUGGAUAUGAGCAUGAAUACCCAACCCAUCUUUUUGUCUAAGAUCCACAUAGAUAUUCGUCUAACGAGCUUGCGUAACUGUCAUGCAAUUCCAGAUUCUGAUAGAUCCUUCUGAUGUAUACACAUUUUUUUUCUUUUGUUUUUUUUUCUUUUUUGUCGCAGCUUACACAUUUUUGUUGCAGAGUGUCCACAUUUUUUCCCAGUUUUCUAAUUGUAUCCUCAGCCCAUCAAUUGUAAUUUAUCAUGUAGUGCUAGCCAAGUAUGUGCUGUGAGAGAAAUAGUGCAGGCGAGGGAACUUUCUUUGGAAUUUAACAUAUGAAGGGUUUUAAAUAAUUACAAAUUUGAGUUACAUGGCAUUGUCUUUAUGUACUACAGUUUCAAUGAAAUGCAUUACUUUUAUCUAUGGUUUC
Messenger RNA from Camellia sinensis, 1328 nucleotides. NCBI's taxonomy places the organism in Eukaryota, Viridiplantae, Streptophyta, Magnoliopsida, Ericales, Theaceae. The record is from RefSeq and is a predicted model, not a curated record.